AUGGAUCCUACGACUGAUUUCAUAGCUGGCACGGUCGCCGGGGCAGCAGGCUUGGUCGUUGGAUAUCCCUUUGACACAGUGAAGGUCCGCUUCCAGAACCCCGAAUUAUCGUCGAAGUACCGUUCGACCUUCCAGUCACUCAUUACCAUCACUCGGGAAGAGCGGUUUACGGGCCUCUUUAAGGGCAUAACGACACCUUUGGCGACUUGCGCUCUGCUGAAUGGCGUCGUUUUCGCCUCCUACCGGUUUCUCAUGAAAGCUCAGCUCUCUCAUGAAGACGAUGUUCCGACGUUAUGGCAGGUCGGCCUGGCCGGCGCGGGGAGUGGGAUUAUCUCCGCGCUGGUUACGACCCCAACGGAGCUCAUCAAGAUUCACCAACAGAAUCACGUCGACCCUGCCUUCCGACCCAAUGCACUUGACGUAGCCCGACAAAUUGUCCGCCAACAUGGUGUCAAGGGGCUUUACCGUGGCAUCACGUCCACCGCUUUGCGUGAUUGUGGCUACGGCGCAUACUUUGCGGCGUAUGAGGCGACCUGCCGUUACUUUGCUCGGCCUCAACGCACUACAGCCUCACCGCCUCCACCACCAUCAGGGUCUAGGGAACGCCAAGAACAGCCUUACGACGCGUCAUCCCUCGUCUCACAAGCCGAGUCCGAGAUCAAUUCUCACUCAUGGCCCGCGCUGCUUCUCGCUGGUGCCCUCGCAGGCAUAGCAAGCUGGGUAUCAACCUUCCCUUUCGACGUCGUCAAGACCCGAGUGCAGGCCUCGCAGGCUCAGGGCGGGGAUCUGUAUAGAGGCAAAUAUCGUAAUACCUGGUCGACGAUCGUUCAUUCGUACCGGGAUGACGGACCCAGAAUCUUCUUCCGAGGCAUCGCUCCGACGCUGAUCCGGGCCAUCCCGGUUAAUAUGGUCACGUUUGCGACAUUCGAGGGCGUGGUUCGGGCACUCUCGUAACCUGCCUUGCCGGGUGAGGCCCAUCAAAGCUGCAAAUUUCGCGCAUCGCUGUAUGCAUUGUUACAGUCCAAGGUGAUCGUCCCAGUUACGGGGCUCUUAUUCCUGCAACUGCGAUGUCUUCGGUUCCGAAUGCAGCACGCCCGGCUUGCUGCCGGACGUCUCCGGUCUGAUACCGAAGACGGUAGAUGCCUGCCGUAGAUCUGCUUUACGACGUGGUAACAUGCACGUAAUUUACUCAUUGAUAAUGGC
This is a messenger RNA of Punctularia strigosozonata HHB-11173 SS5, 1203 nucleotides long. Its product is annotated as carnitine/acyl carnitine carrier. Bases 1 to 954 code for a protein of 317 amino acids. Gene Ontology annotation, molecular function: transmembrane transporter activity. Gene Ontology annotation, biological process: transmembrane transport. The record is from RefSeq and is a predicted model, not a curated record. Lineage: Eukaryota; Fungi; Basidiomycota; Agaricomycetes; Corticiales; Punctulariaceae. The transcript has 7 exons.